Arthroderma uncinatum is the source of this 4110-nucleotide messenger RNA. RefSeq names its product WD repeat-containing protein 24. Lineage: Eukaryota; Fungi; Ascomycota; Eurotiomycetes; Onygenales; Arthrodermataceae. Gene Ontology annotation, molecular function: protein binding. Gene Ontology annotation, biological process: positive regulation of TOR signaling. The transcript is spliced from 2 exons. Bases 1 to 4110 code for a protein of 1369 amino acids. The record is from RefSeq and is a predicted model, not a curated record.
AUGACCGAUUCACCGCGCGGCCACAGCUCGGGCAUCGCGACUCCAGCUGCUGCUCCCCCUCCAGCACCGCCCUUACCUCCGCCGCCCCCUCCAGCGCCGCCUCUGCCUCCCCAGCGCUACACUAACAGAGCUACCAGUGCUCUUGCGCGGCUCGCGCAUCCAUUCAUCUACGGAUCCAGACCCCCCAGCCCGCAGCCCACUUCUCCACUGCCAGUCCCAACACCCCCUCCAGCGCUGGUGACCAGGCCCAGCUAUACCAUCUCUCCUCCUGGCAGCGCUCCGAUCAUCACCCACAAGACGGGUAUCCCAAUAUCCGCGGUCGAUAUCUCUCCACAGCGUACUCAUGCCGUCGUUGCAGGGAGAGAGAUCCUGAAGACGAUACGAGUCACAUCCUCGCGGUGCACCGAAGAGACAAACAUACGAUCUGCUGUGAUUGGGCACUCGUCCGGCCACCACCACCACUCGUCUGGAGCUUCGAGCAAAAACAAGGAACACCUGGCUACCAAGGAUGUCAAGUGGUCUCACUCAGAAUAUAGCCGAAUCAUCGCCGCCGCCACAAGCAAUGGGCGUAUCGUUGUCUAUGACCUGAGUCGUCCUGGCGUGGAAUAUGGCCGGUUCCAUGAACAUUCUCGCCAGGUCCAUCGACUCGCGUUCAGCCCGUACCGAGGCGCCUGGCUGCUUUCCGGCAGCCAGGAUGCAACCGUGCGAUUGUGGGACUUGCGCACGGUAUCCAGUGAGAGAGCUGCAAUGCACAUUGGGAGCACGAACGUAUUCAAUGGUCACAGCGAGGCUGUGCGGGAUAUUAGGUGGUCACCUGCCGAACCUGUAGAGUUCGCCACAGCUACUGAUAGCGGAGUCAUUCAGCGUUGGGAUAUCCGUAAAGAUAAUGUGCCUGUGAUACGCAUAAACGCCCAUGAAAAGGCUUGUUCGUCGGUCGACUGGCACCCUGACGGGAAGCAUCUUCUCAGUGGGAGUGUAGAUCGUCAAGUGAAAGUGUGGAACUUUUCUUCAACAGAUCGAAGACAGAAACCAUGUUUACAGUUAAGAACACCGCAAGCUGUCUUAAAUGCUCGAUGGCGACCGCCAUCGUUGACUGGCCAUGAUUACGAAACGGCCAGCUGGGAGUCUACCCAGAUCGUGACUUCGUACGAUCAAGAAGACCCCCGUAUUCACUUGUGGGAUUUUAGAAGACCACAUAUCCCUUACAAGGAGAUUGAUCGUUAUACCAACUCAGCAACAGACUUGCUAUGGCAUUCUCAGGAUUAUCUAUGGACGGUCAGUUCAGAGGGCAUAUUCAUGCAGACCGAUAUCAGCCUGGCCCCCGACGCCAUAGAACGAAGACCCCCCUGUGCAGUAACAUGGAGCCCUGACGGAAGGCUGCUUGCGUUCUUUGAACCACGCCAGAGAAGACACAAGCAAAGCUUCAAUUAUAGUAAUACCGAAACUGCGGAGUCCAUGCCCGUGCCCAUUCCCCGAAAGGGUAAAGAGGGCGAUGACAAGCUCCUUACGGCCAGCCAUAGUCUAACUGACGAAGGCGGCGCCGAGGACAUUUCCCAGAUGAUCGCCUUGCGGAAACGAUCCAGCAAAAUGUCGUCGGCAAGGAGCUCCAAGUCCCUCAGUGCCACUCCUCCCAUGCAAGAUGAUGAGCUGCAGGUCGUCCCGCUGGUGAAAUCAGUUGGUAAUAUUAAGGAUCUCACCAAUCAGCAGGAUGGGAUGAUAGGACGCGUUGAAGGAGCAACGUUCAGCCCAGAAGCAUUCCAUUACCUGGUACAUCAUUAUUCACCGUUAUUGGCAGACCCGCUCAACCAGCGAAAUAUGUCGGUUGAAGUGGUCAAGUAUCUUCUUGACGGACUUGACGAGAAUACCAUGCAGGCCGAAGCUGUGCACUUCGGACGACUAGCUCAGACAUGGCGGAUCGUAAGAUAUGCCAUUUCACAGGAACUGCUCAAUCAGCAUAAACAGCGCCAACUUGAGCUGAGGCACGGUAACCUCAAGCCAGCGGUCAAAGUUGGUAGCCGUGGCAGUAAUACUAAUCUGUUGAAGCAUGAUACAACUAUCUCGGAUAAGGCGAAGAGUCGCAUCUUCAAGGGUGUCGUUGAUGGUGAUUCCCAGAGACUCAUGACUUUAAGUCCAGAACCUAACUCCAAUGCUACAACCCCGCUUGCACGCCCUAUACCUGAUUCCUCAAUUGGUGCCGCCAUCGCAAGUGGCCAGGUACCAAAUACAGGCUUAAACGAGGAACUCGGACAACUCAGACCCAUUCCAUCCCUCAUCCUAUCAAGUGAUGAAGUGUUAAGCAAACAGGCACAAGCUAGCGGGACCGGCCAGGAGGAUUCCGAGACCGGAUGGCCACAGGAUAGCACGGGGGUUAAAACACCGACCAACAAACGUCCAACAGGUGAUGAGUCCAUCGCGGAUCAAACCAGGUCUGCUCCCCGCGCCAUUUCUGGAAGAGCCGAAUGGAGGCGUGAGGAGAAACCUCGCCCCAAACCCGGUAACGAUAAAACAGCAAUCAAAGGUCGUGACGAAGUAAAUGAAGGGCCCAUCAAAAAGGACAACGACAAAGCUUCCGCUUCGCAGGAUUAUCAGGUUUUCCGUAAACGCCUACUAUCGAUGGAACGUGCGACGCAAGAGAGACCAGCUAUACCAGUUACCUACAAACGUCACGAUUCAGGUGAGAGCUUUCCCAUGUUCUCAGCCUCAGACAGUUCACACCGCACCAAGUCCUUUGAUGAAACGUCUACUUCGCUCACAAAUGAUACGUCGCGAUAUGAAGGUGGUGGAUGGUCUGCUGCCGCUGAGGGGUCACUGCAUAAUAUCCCCGAAUUGGAGGGGAGUUCUCCCCCCAGACCUGGACGAUGGGAUAAUCGCAGCGAUUCGAUGAGUGAUAUGUCAUUGGACGAUGUACCCCAAUCAGCCACCGUCGACCUUGAAAGACCAGCUAGCCCGUUCCCAUUCCUAGCAGAGUCAUCGCCCAUCAAGGAGCCCUCGCGUGUUGGAUAUUCACGCCCUCCUGCACAGUUUAAGCCUUCUGCGGGUUCUCGCCAUCCAUCUCUACCUACCGAGACAAGCAUUACUCUACCACUUUGCCCGAAAUCCACAUCAGACACGCCAUGGGGUGUUCAAACCAUUGUGAGAGAAAUAAUCAAACAUUAUUGCAGCAGUUCGUCUGUAGACAUACUCUCUGCAUCCCAUCUCCUCCAUAAGAUGCACAUUCUCUACAGUUCAUGCGAUGAACUUCUUCCGCAAGGGGAACGGGAUCUAAUUUUCAAAACCUUCAAUGAACAACUCCUGAGGCAAGGCAUGUUUGUCGAAGCCGCUGAGUUUCGACUUGUUUGCGUCCCUUCAUACCCGACCGUAUAUGACUAUGCCCAGAAGGAUACAUUCAUUAACGUUUUUUGUUUUGAAUGUAACAAACCUUAUGAAAACCCUGUACAUGAUAACAAGCUAUGUCAUCGCUGCAACACCGCUCAGCCACCAUGUACGAUUUGCGUCAGCCGGAACCCACCUCCCGAAUGGGCGGUUGAUAGCAACCCCAACUCCAACUCCAGCUUAUCAACCAGUCCUAACCCAGACGGCUCUCCAAGUACCAUUAGCCCGCUUGAAGACGGACUUGCGCAUCAACAGCAAGAACAGCCUGGGUUCAGACUACAUGGUUCCGGCCUUUGGUCGUGGUGCCAGACCUGCGGCCACGGUGCUCACACAGCCUGCCUAACCGCAUGGCUAACGGAUAUAUCGCUCAGUGAAGGAGGUUGUCCUACCCCCGGAUGCUUCCAUGACUGUGGUCCUGGCCCCAGACGAGAACAGAACCGUCUCGCCCAACAAGAAGCUAGCAAGAGAUCCCGUAACGCGUUCUAUGGCCGCAAACCCAGCUCAACGUUCAUCAAGAGAGAUUCAUGGACAGCUGGUGAAAGCAGAGCCGUAGAAAGGGUAAGGGGCAUGCUUGGUGGCGGGCCUCCUGGGGCUCCUGAUACGGGCUCGACGGGAGGGUCAGGUAAUGCGCCUGGCACUGGCCCUGGAACUGGAACUGGCGUGGGCUCAUCGGCCAUUGUCUCGCCAAAGAAAGUCAGGCUAGUUGCGCCUGGCGAGCAGGGUGAUCCCCAAGAUUAA